CACACACACUCAACUGUCAGUCCAUCUAUAGUUUCCAUUUUUCUGACACUGUGGGGCUGCAAAGACCUCAUCUCCUGCUCAAAACUUUGAAUACAAGGAGCAAAAAACCAGCCUGUGACUGUGACCCCAAGCCAGUGGGAAUUUUCCAUCGAGUGAAGGCAUGGAUGUACCUACAGCAUCCGAUCGAACUGUCAUAAUCCUUUCAGUCUGCCUGUUGGGCCUGAUUGCAUUGCUCAUCUUCUUGUACAAGAAAUUGAACAAGGAGAAUAACAGCGUGUACACCAUCCGAAACAUGGUGUAUAAGGAAGGAGGGCUCAGAGACCAGGUGAGAGGUGCCGCCCAGGCUGUGGGGACACGCCUCGGUAUCCAGCUCUGGCCUCGCAGCGACACUGAUGAGUAUGGAGAGGAGAUCCAAGAUGAGGAGGGACAGGUGGAGGAGGGUGAUAGCCAGGGGAGCCACAGUGAAGGAGGCGACCAUGAGGAGGAGGAGGAGGAGGAGGAGGAUGUGGAGCAACAUGGAGAGGGAGAGACAGAUGGAGAUGGGGACCACACCUCAGAUGAUACCACAAGUUUGGAGAGUGUGGAAGUAGGGGAGCAAACUCGGCUAACAGGGCAGCCAGAGGCAAAAAGGAAGGAAACAGAAGAGAAAGAAGCAGAAGAGGGAAAUAAAGGGCCCGGAUUGUUAAUAGACCUUAAGCAGUUCUCUGGAAGUGCCAUCUGGUCUGGAGAAGAAGGAGGAAACAGAGAUGUGACUGCACUGUGAAUCCACUGAGAAAGUACAAGAUGAAUCAGAUGAAGGCUCAGGGAAAUAGUUAAGGUUACAAUUCUGAUGUAAAAAAAAAAAAAUAGUAAAAUAAAAAAUGAAUAAAAAUAGUGUUGAAUAUAAAAACUGGAACCAGCCUUUCAGUUUACGAGUUUACAUUUUGUUAUGAGCUACACAUUACCAGUAUCUGUUUUUUUCUGGGCCUUUGGAUGUGCUUCUCUAUUCCAGUCUUUAAAUCGGACUUGUGUCACUUGCAUGUGGUCCUCCAUAGGAUAUACUGUAUAUCUGACACAUGGUCACGUAAGAUGAGCAUGAAGAAGCCAAACAAAUAUGGAGGAAUGUCAAAUCUGAUCUGUAUUGAAUCAGAAUUGAACAAUGUGUCUGGUAAUGUCGACGUAGCCUUAAUAUGUCGGCCUGAAUAUAAGUUGUGGAUUGUAGGAGUUUCUUUUUUUAUUAUUAUUAUUGCUGUAAAUUGUUUUUACUACUGUUUUUUUAAAAAACUGUUUUUUUUCACCCUAAAAAAUAAACAUGUCAACAUGUCCCUUUUUUACUUGAAGUUAUAUUUAGGUUAUAUAUUUAAUGUCAUUAUACACUUGUUUUGCCAAUACACCCCACUCAAAUAUU
Molecule: messenger RNA, 1387 nt
Organism: Solea solea (common sole)
Lineage: Eukaryota; Metazoa; Chordata; Actinopteri; Pleuronectiformes; Soleidae
Product: retrotransposon-like protein 1
Exons: 3
Coding region: 161-763 (200 amino acids)
Source: RefSeq, a predicted model, not a curated record